Trematomus bernacchii (emerald rockcod) is the source of this 817-nucleotide messenger RNA. Its product is annotated as calmodulin-binding transcription activator 2-like. The record is from RefSeq and is a predicted model, not a curated record. NCBI's taxonomy places the organism in Eukaryota, Metazoa, Chordata, Actinopteri, Perciformes, Nototheniidae. Gene Ontology annotation, molecular function: transcription coregulator activity; double-stranded DNA binding. Gene Ontology annotation, cellular component: nucleus. Gene Ontology annotation, biological process: regulation of transcription by RNA polymerase II.
CUCUUCAUCACGCCACCCCCGCAGAGACGUGGUGACGUCACAGAGAGAAGAUGGCCGUGCUGAAGGCGGAAGAGGGGCAGUGUGGGCGGCCGCGCUGAGGCUCCUCCCCUGCAUGGACUCGUCGUCAUGAGCAACAAGGAGAUGGUUUCCACGGAGACAGAGAGUAAGGGCCAGAGGAAGGUGUUUGUUCCCAACAAGCUGCUCGAGUGUCUCCCUCGUCUCUCCAGCCUGCCCAGCGAGCGUCUGCGCUGGAACACUAACGAGGAGAUAGCUUCGUACCUGAUCUCCUUCGACAGACAUGACGAGUGGCUCUCCUGCUCCCUGAAGACCAGGCCGAAGAACGGCAGCAUCAUUCUGUACAACAGGAAGAAGGUGAAAUACAGGAAGGAUGGAUACUGCUGGAAGAAGAGGAAGGACGGGAAGACAACCAGAGAGGACCACAUGAAGCUGAAGGUCCAGGGCACCGAGUGCCUGUACGGCUGCUACGUCCAUUCCUCCAUCGUGCCAACAUUCCACAGACGAUGCUACUGGCUGCUGCAGAACCCCGACAUCGUGCUGGUCCACUAUCUGAAUGUGCCGUCCCAGGAGGAUUCUGGGAAAUGUAGUCCGCUGCUGUGUGCUGUUAGCGAGCGGCACGACAGCCUGAGGUGGAGCAGAGAGGAGCUGCUGAGCCAGCUCAAACCCAUGUUCCACAGUAUGAAGUGCUCUCUGGGCUCGGGGGAUUUCAGCAUCGAAGAUCUGGUUCAACACAUCCUGGAGAGACAGAGAACCAAACCUCAGCCACGCACACACACCUGCCUCUGCACCACCGCACACG